Messenger RNA from Solenopsis invicta (red fire ant), 1168 nucleotides. RefSeq lists its product as uncharacterized. The transcript is spliced from 4 exons. NCBI's taxonomy places the organism in Eukaryota, Metazoa, Arthropoda, Insecta, Hymenoptera, Formicidae. The record is from RefSeq and is a predicted model, not a curated record. Bases 272 to 865 code for a protein of 197 amino acids.
CAUCGUGAAAAGAAGAGAUUUAUAUCUUGCAGUUAUAAAGAAUCAUACAUUAUUUAUAUCUGCCAAGGUUAACAGUUGUUUUGACUGCUUUAUUUAUAGAACCCGGAACAUUGAAUUCGGAUGUCUAGCAACUUUUUGUGUCAAUGAAAGGACCAGGAAAACAGCUCCUGUUACAUCAAAUUUGCCUUCCUACAUUCACGCAUGCGGACGUAAUACUUCCAGCGUUGUCUAUGGUCAAUGCAUUGUAGACAACAUCGAUAAUUUAAAGAGUAUGAUUUGCAAUGAAGGAUUACCAGAAUUUGAUGUUCCUCCCAGUGGGUCACUAACUAUUGACAAAUUAGUUAUUUACGACACAAAUAAUUUAAAAUGGAACGUGACAGAUGUAAAAAUGAGAGGUUUUUGUGAUUUGAAUGUAAACUCUAUUAACGUAUCUACCGAUAAGCUUCAUUUCAAGAUUGAUAUGAUGUCUGAAAAUAUUAUCCUAGACGCUAUGUAUAACUUCGAUAUACAAUUACUGGUGCCACUCGCUAACAAAGGACUAAUUCACGUUACUUUAGAUAACUCAACCAAUAAGGUGGAUGUAGAAUUAAAAGAGGUAAUGAAGAAUGGUGUAACAGAAAUAUACGCAUCGAAAAUAAAAUCGAAGAUAGAUGUUAUAAAAUUCAGUUUUGAAUUUAAUGACGAGGAGGAGGGCUCAUCUCAACAACUACAUAAAAUUCUUUCCCAAAUUAUAAACGACAACUCCAAAGAGAUUAUAAAUAUGUUUAAACCAAUAGUGGAAGAGAUGAUAUCUAAAUUGAUUCUGUCAAUUUUUAACAAAAUAACUUAUAAUAGAUUUAAGCAAUUGUUUCCUGAUGAAGCUUGAAAACUUUGGCUAUCGGAUUUGUUUUCACUAUUUUUUUUACGCAACAACGUACAUUUAUAUAGAAUAGUCUGAAAAAUGUAUUUAUAACAAUUAAAUGAUGUUUUCUUUUAUCAUCUAAUUUACAUAAAUUAAAAUAUUUUGCUAAUUUUACAUUUCAACACUUUUUUGAAACAUGAAGUGCAUGUUUUCCGAUGAAUUUUUGAUAGUGAAAACAAAUCCGAUAACCAAACUGUAAAUGUAAUGUACUUAUUGUUAGUAUCUUUCUGAUACGAUUAUUCAAAUAAAAAUGUUUAUUUGUGAUAA